Porites lobata is the source of this 3046-nucleotide messenger RNA. Lineage: Eukaryota; Metazoa; Cnidaria; Anthozoa; Scleractinia; Poritidae. The record is from the annotation of a GenBank genome assembly.
GUUUAGCCGAAUUUGUAAGCUAGACACAGACGGCAGACCAACGUGUACCUCAUGUCAACCUGGUUAUACUGGCAGGAACUGUGAAAGGUAUGUGGAUAAUUCUUCUGAGCCCCGUUUCUGAGAGACAUUUCUUUCUUUCCUUUUUAAUGUAUGUUGUUGGCUUGCUUGUUGCUGUUGUUUUUUUGUUGUUGCUGCCCAGCGGCGUAGCCAGCAUUUUUGUAUAGCGGGGUUCUUUAUGUGGUAUUUUCGUCUAGAUUGAUAAUCGAGCCGAGGAGGGCAUGGGGUAUAAGGCAUUCCGCGGAAAAUUUUAAUAUUUUAGGUCUUUAGAAAUUCCGUUUUGUGAUUCUGAGCACAAAUUUCCAUUAACAGUGCCAAAUUUAAAAGCUACCAUUUUUUGCUUUCAGUGAAGAAAUAGUGUGAUAGACUAAAAAAUGUAUAUGUUGGUGAUCGUUGAAUACAUUAAAACACACAUUGUAGUCUUGUGAUUUGCCGUUUACUCAGUAAGCAUAUUAGCAAGAAGGAGACAUCAUGGAUGCUUCCGUGCAAGGGUGUCGAUUGUCGGACUUAGGCCAAUUUGCGUAAUACAGUGUCAUCAGAGCAAAGGCAGCGGAAACUUCUGCUGUUGGGUUUAUUUUAACGUUUUCGGUGCAAAGUUCUUUAAAAGAGCUUGCAUGAGGCAACGUAUAGUUGAGUCGAUUCCAGUGACUCUUGCUGACUGGCUGUUUCGUUGUAGCUGUCCAGCUUGGAAAAAAUGCCUUGUUCAGUGGUGACGGUCUCUUGGAAUUCCCAUCAUCGACCAUGCGAGGACCGAGGUGAGGUUUUUUUCUUUGGUGUUCAGUGAACCUUCUGAGAGAAAAUUUCUCACCAUCAGGAGAAUUUUACGACUGUUAUAAUACAAAAUGAGCGCCCAAUUUAUUUCCAUCCUGGUAUUUUAUAGCCGAAAUACCUUAUAAUCCACAGUGCAAUGUUUACGGCUUUGAGCAUGCAUGCGUCCAUUUUUUUUUACAGAUCGACAACACCUGACUAUAUGUCACUUGAGAUAAAAACAGAAGCUCAAAAUGGUGUAAUCCUCUGGCAAGGAGAGGUAAAAUAGAGUGUUGUAAGGAGUUCGGCCAACAGAGAUUGUUUAUAACUUAUGCCUGAUAACCCGAUGACCAGAAAAGACAUCCAUCUACUUUGCCACAUUCAGUUCUGAGCUUUUUCUUAAUUAUUAAAAGAUUGUAAGAACAAAACCUUUUUUCUAAAACACUUCCGUAUCUCUUUGCCAACGCGUUCGUGUAUAUUUCACACACACAGGCCCCUUGCAUUACGAACAGUUCCCUUGAUCUGUAAGGCAUCAAGCAACAAAUACAUACCUCAUGUUCUCACCCGGAUCAAUUCGGUGUCCCUAUGAAAAAUGUUUCUUCUUGCUCCUUCCAGAGAAGAGACCACUUUGCAAUCGGAUUAAGAGACGGAUUUCUGGAGUUCAGGUAAUUAUUUUAGGACUCUUGACGGCCCAACAACUGGUCUCUUUCUAAAAUUUUGUAUUCUUUGCUUUCAGAGUAAAAACACCCAUACAUGUAUGUGACCACCAAAAAUUUCCCAAAGUUUGGGGUCGCUAAUGGGAGCUGGUCGCAUAUAAGACUCUGACGCAUCUGAAUGUCGCUAAAAUUGCCUCUGAAAUAUGUAAUGCACUAAAAAACAUAGACAAUAUACACGUAUUAAAAGAAUAUAUUUCGCUACAUCAAAGUACUGAUGGAUCACAUAACCCACUUCACAUCCGGGGGCAGUAAAAUAAUAGGGAGAUUAAGCAAAAGCGUUUUUGAGUGACGCACGUCAAUCGAAGCUAAAAAAUGGUAUUGCUUUGCGUCUUUUUCUCAUAUUGAUGAUUUUGCUGAGAAUUUGGGCAAAAACACUGAUUAAAAGUAGUUAACUAUGAAAUUGAAUGAAGCACAUCCUCGGUUAAAUUUGUUACACAUUAAUCCUUGAUCACUGAUCUACAUAAAAAAAUAAGGGGACGAGUCCCCGGGCCCCUCCCCGGAUCCGCUACUGCAAAUAACCAGGAACUAAAUAUAUCGGCCCCUACCCUGAGAAUACUUUAAAAUCAUGUUAACAAAUCAGUUACGUCUUUCGUAGAUUUGAACUCGGUUCUGGGCCCGCUGUACUACAAUCCCUGUCUCCAGUCAACGACAGCCAAUGGCACUCCAUCAAGGUUUACAGGUAAGAAACUUUUUCAACUACAAUCUUGAAAUAAUAGUUCCUAGAUCUCCGUAUUCUCGAUUCGUUACAUUUGAGGAACAAGGAAGGGCCCAAGAAUAAACCCCCCGACUGUCAACCAUGAAUAAAAUUUUAAUCAGUUAUUGAUUUUGGCCUCUAUAUAAUAUGAAGCAGCACUGACUGCCUGACGUCAUUCAUAAGUUAUUUUAAUUAUUAGAUUAGUGACUUUUGUCGUUUUAAUUUUGUAGGAGUUUCAGUGAGGGUUCCCUUAAAGUUGAUUAUGAUGAUCACGUAAAUGGCACCUCAGCUGAGGGAAGCAAAGGGCUGAAUAUUAACCAAGGGUAUAACAUAUUUAUGGGUAAGUGCAUUGUAUAUCCUUAUCUUAUCAGUCAUCCCUACGAUCAGAAUGGGCAGUCAGAAAUAUAUGGAUUUCAUAUAUUUUAAUUGCGGGAAGAAGAAACAAAUGGAGACAAGAUAAUACAUAACUCCAACCCUGACCUCUGCGGUACCGGUGCAGUGCUCUUACCUAUUAAGCUACCAAGCAAACUGGGUGUGGAUAGUCCGUUAGUAUCAUCUAAAAGUCUACCUCCUUCGUCAGUGUUCAGGAUGAUCAAGGUCUUUUUCUCAUUUGAACAGGAUAUUAUAGCCUGUAUUAUCUUUAUGUUUUUUCCUUUUAUUUCCAAUAGGAGGCGGUGACAAUAUCGCAAAAAUGACACAUGCGAAGUUUAAUACUGGUUUUAGCGGUUGUAUAAAGAAUAUAUUUUUCAAGGACAGAGGCAUUGACUUCCAGGGUGACGCUAUUCGCGGCUGGAAUGUCCUACCGUGCGACAGCGAUGAGGUAGAGCCAUGA